AUGGCUUCUGAAUAUCAAUCAUCCAAUGCUUCGGAUCCUUACAAGCACAUCAAUGUCACCCUAAACCCGGAUGGCACUUUGACCCGACACAUCUCCUUUCCAUCCUCACCGGCCGAACCCCAACUCACCACCGAUUCCCAACUCACACUCUCUAAAGACAUCCCACUCAACCCCACCACCGCCACCUUCCUCCGCCUCUACCGCCCCGUCUCUCCACCCACCCAAAAACUCCCUAUCAUCAUCUACUUCCAUCCCGGCGGCUUCGUAGUCGUUAGCGCCACCGCUGGUCCCAUGCACCUUAUCUGCUCCGAAAUAUCCGCUCAGACUCCUGCGCUCGUUAUAAACGUCGAAUACCGUCUAGGCCCCGAACACCGUCUCCCGGCGGCGUAUGACGACGGGGUUGACACAAUCCGGUGGGUGCGUGACCAGGCUUUAGGAACCGGACUCGACGGUCCCGAGGAGUGGUUGACCGAAUUCGCUGACUUUUCUAGAGUCUACCUAAUGGGUUCUAGUGCCGGAGGAAAUCUAAUCUACAACGCGGGUUUACGUGUACUUGAUCUAGAUCUUGAUCCAGUUACGAUCGUGGGGCUUAUCAUCGACCAAGCUUUUUUUGGUGGGAUCGAGCGCACUGAAGCAGAACUUCGACUAGUAAAUGACCAUAUUCUCCCUUUAACCGCAUCGGAUCUUUUAUGGUCUUUGGCGUUGCCUUUAGGAGCUGAUAGAGAUCACGAAUACUGUAACCCUUUGGCAGAUCGACACGUGAAGAUCGGACGGCUUCCGAACAGUUUGAUCAGGGUGAAUGGUGAGGAUCCAAUGGCUGACAGACAAAAAGCUUUUGCUAAUAUGUUGGAAUCACAUGGUGUGCACGUGACAAGAAAGUUUUAUGAUGAAGGAAACCAUUGUGUCGAGAUGUUUGAUCCAAAAAAGGCACAAAUCUUCUAUAAUGAUGUCAAGAAUUUCGUUUGCGCGCAGUUAACUUAG
Lactuca saligna is the source of this 981-nucleotide messenger RNA. The record is from the annotation of a GenBank genome assembly. NCBI's taxonomy places the organism in Eukaryota, Viridiplantae, Streptophyta, Magnoliopsida, Asterales, Asteraceae.